UACCCAACUCUCUCAUCAAUAGUCAUUCAUAAAAAAUAAAAGACCGACGGUCGGUCUCUACGUCUUGCUUAGCAAUUGCUAAAUCGUCAGAAAAUACACAAAAAAAACUUCUGUUUAAUUGUUUUACCGAGUUUUGUGAUUACAGAGAAAUUGCAUCCUUCAUUCUCAAUCAAUUACUACCGUUAAAAUCUUGGCCAAAUCCUUUUUAUUGAAUCUAAAAAAGAACAAGAAAAGAAAUCCAAAUAAAAUCAAUUUGUUGGCAACCUACUUUGUAUGUGUUUGGUGUUGGUGUUGAAGAGAAGUUGGUGAAAUAAACGCAGUCGCAGACGAAGAUAACCCUAUCUCACAAAGAAAAGGCCAACUGCUUCUUAUCGAAUAGAGAUAGAUAAGUUUGCAAUUUUUUCUGACUGACAAGAAAAAUUCCCUUUCAGUUUCAGAACAAAUUUUGAUAAUCGAAUCGAAAUCGCGUAGAGCGUAGUUUUCUUCGUGUUUUCGUCAAGUAAAGUUCUCUUGGGAUCGAAAGGCGAGUCGCGACGGUCUGAUACGGGCUUAAAUAGAAGUGAAAAAAUCUAUAUACAUUAUUAAAAAAAAAAAACAUCUCAAAGAUCAAUUAUUUUCGGGUUCCACACUUUUCCGGAAAGAACAACCGUCGUCCGCUGGAAAAGUGUGUGCAAAACACUGAUCUGAAACUGAAACAAUUAUGGAUACGUUAAUUCCAAUUGUGAAUAAGCUGCAGGAUGCAUUCACCCAAUUGGGUGUGCAUAUGCAGUUAGAUUUGCCUCAGAUUGCUGUGGUGGGCGGACAAUCGGCUGGAAAGUCUUCUGUGCUGGAGAAUUUUGUUGGGAAAGAUUUCUUGCCCCGAGGUUCUGGAAUUGUUACUCGUCGACCUUUGAUCCUUCAACUUAUCAAUGGAGUUGCAGAAUAUGGAGAGUUUCUACAUUGCAAGGGUAAAAAAUUUACCGACUUUAAUGAAAUUCGGAGUGAAAUUGAAGCUGAAACUGAUCGUGUAACCGGAAGCAAUAAGGGAAUUUCAAACAUUCCCAUUAACCUGCGGGUGUACUCACCACAUGUGCUCAACUUGACCCUGAUUGAUUUGCCUGGUCUGACAAAGGUUCCAAUCGGUGAUCAGCCAGCCGAUAUUGAACAACAAAUCAAAGGAAUGAUCUUCCAAUUUAUUCGCAAGGAAACCUGUCUGAUUUUGGCUGUAACACCAGCCAAUACAGAUUUGGCAAAUUCAGAUGCUUUAAAAUUAGCUAAAGAGGUUGAUCCUCAGGGUAUUCGUACGAUUGGUGUGAUCACUAAAUUGGAUUUGAUGGACGAAGGUACAGAUGCAAGAGAUAUUUUGGAGAACAAAUUACUUCCCCUAAGGCGAGGCUACAUUGGCGUGGUUAAUCGUUCUCAAAAGGAUAUUGAUGGCCGAAAGGAUAUUCAUGCUGCUCUAUCGGGAGAAAGAAAGUUUUUCCUUAGUCAUCCAUCUUAUAGACACAUGGCCGAUCGUUUGGGAACACCAUAUCUUCAACGUGUGCUUAAUCAGCAAUUGACUAAUCAUAUUCGAGAUACAUUGCCAGGCUUGAGAGAUAAAUUACAAAAACAAAUGUUAACUCUUGAGAAAGAUGUUGAGCAGUUCAAACACUUUAGGCCUGAUGAUCCAAGUAUUAAAACCAAAGCUAUGCUGCAAAUGAUUCAGCAGUUGCAGUCCGAUUUUGAGAGAACAAUUGAAGGUUCAGGUUCGGCGCUUGUUAACACCAAUGAACUAUCUGGAGGUGCUAAGAUCAAUCGAAUCUUCCAUGAACGACUACGUUUUGAAAUUGUAAAAAUGUCUUGUGACGAAAAGGAACUCCGCCGUGAAAUAUCAUUUGCCAUUCGGAAUAUUCAUGGUAUUCGUGUUGGCCUUUUCACACCUGACAUGGCUUUUGAGGCAAUUGUUAAACGCCAAAUAUCCCAACUUAAGGAACCAGUGAUAAAGUGUGUUGAUCUAGUCGUACUUGAGCUAUCAACUGUUGUACGCAUGUGCACUGAUAAGAUGUCUCGCUAUCCAAGAUUACGUGAGGUGACUGAAAGUAUUAUUGCCGCACAUAUCCGCCAACGUGAACAGUAUUGCAAAGAACAAAUACUCUUGCUCAUUGAUUUUGAGUUGGCUUACAUGAACACCAAUCAUGAAGAUUUUAUUGGAUUCGCAAAUGCUCAAAGUAAAUCGGAAAAUGCCAAUAAGACAGGCACGCGAGCGCUUGGAAAUCAAGUAAUUCGAAAAGGACAUAUGGUCAUUCAGAACUUGGGAAUUAUGAAAGGUGGUUCCCGGCCAUAUUGGUUUGUCCUUACAUCGGAGAGCAUUUCCUGGUUUAAGGAUGAAGAUGAAAAAGAAAAGAAAUUCAUGUUGCCCCUUGAUGGAUUAAAGCUCAGAGACAUCGAACAAGGAUUUAUGUCCAGACGUCACACUUUUGCAUUGUUCAGUCCUGAUGGUCGCAAUGUUUACAAGGAUUAUAAACAAUUGGAAUUGUCUUGUGAGAAUGUUGACGAAGUGGAUUCGUGGAAAGCAUCAUUUUUACGUGCUGGUGUUUAUCCAGAAAAGGAUGUGUCACAAGAAAAUGGCGAUGAGGAUGGACAAGAGGAUUCAAGUGAAUGUGAAACAACAUCAAUGGAUCCACAAUUGGAACGUCAAGUGGAAACAAUUCGUAAUUUGGUGGAUUCAUAUAUGAAAAUUGUCACAAAGACAACACGUGACAUGGUACCAAAAGCUAUUAUGAUGCUUAUCAUAAAUAAUGCUAAAGACUUUAUUAAUGGUGAACUGUUGGCACACUUGUAUGCAUCUGGAGAUCAAGCACAAAUGAUGGAAGAGAGUGCGGAAUCAGCAGUGAGACGAGAAGAAAUGCUUCGAAUGUACCACGCUUGCAAAGAAGCUCUCCGAAUCAUUGGUGAUGUAUCGAUGGCCACAGUUUCAACACCAGUUCCGCCACCUGUCAAAAACGAUUGGCUUCCAAGUGGCUUAGAUAAUCCAAGAUUAUCACCGCCUAGUCCCGGUGGUCCAAGGAAACCAGCACCCCAGCAACAGGGCUCUUUGGGAGGCUCUGUUGGAGGUCGUGGACCACCACCACCACCAGCAAGUGGGCGACCAGCCCCAGCUAUCCCCAAUAGACCUGGCGGUGGUGCACCACCUUUGCCUGGUGGUCGACCUGGUGGUCAAGCUCUUCCAGCCCCACUUAUUCCAUCUCGUGUUGUUGGAAGUGUUGGUGGCGCUGUCUUACAGCAAUCUGGAGCACAACAAUAUGUACCUCCCCAUAUGAGACAACAAGUUAACCAAGCUGUCGGACAAGCUGUUACGAAUGCAGCAAUGAAUGAGUUAUCUAGUGUCUUCGCCAGCAAAUUCAAUCGACCUGGCCCAAAUAUCGCACCAAAACUACCCGAUCGACCAUAUUAUGGCAAUGCGAAAACCAACGGUAGACCGUAUUAAGUACAAUCAUACUCAAAACCAAAAUUUAAAGUGUAAAUCAUAAAAAAUGACAUUUUUUUUAAGAAUAUAGCAUCUUUCAUUAUUUUGUAAAUAAAAAUAAUAUAAUACGUUUACUGUAAAAAUAAAAACAUGAAACAAAAAUAUUGAAACUAGAAAAUAAUUUAUAAAUUAAUUAAUUAAAAUUAUCGACAGUGAAGAAAUAAAAUUAUUGUUAGUAUUUAAUUUUAGAUAAUAUGUAUGUAUGUAUGUAUUGAAAAUAAAAACAAGAGCGAUUAAUAUUCAAAAGAAA
Eupeodes corollae is the source of this 3737-nucleotide messenger RNA. RefSeq names its product dynamin (gene shi). The record is from RefSeq and is a predicted model, not a curated record. Gene Ontology annotation, biological process: receptor-mediated endocytosis. Gene Ontology annotation, cellular component: cytoplasm; plasma membrane; microtubule. The coding region runs from base 701 to 3448 and encodes 915 amino acids. NCBI's taxonomy places the organism in Eukaryota, Metazoa, Arthropoda, Insecta, Diptera, Syrphidae. Gene Ontology annotation, molecular function: GTPase activity; microtubule binding; GTP binding. The transcript is spliced from 16 exons.